Dimorphilus gyrociliatus is the source of this 527-nucleotide messenger RNA. The record is from the annotation of a GenBank genome assembly. NCBI's taxonomy places the organism in Eukaryota, Metazoa, Annelida, Polychaeta, Dinophilidae.
GGUUUAGUUUCGUAACAUCCGCUGGUGGAAUGUUAACAAAAACAAACAUGCCGAAGGAUAUAAAAGUUAAGAAAAUAGGCUUUAAUAUAGAACCACCUGCCCUUAUACUUAUUUAUACCGAACAAGGAAAGUCCAGGAAAAGGAUGAUGCCACUUAGAAACUUCACAAAACGAACAGGUAUCAAUAGGGUUGUGGAAGAACUAAAGGGUCGUCAUUACCACCACCUUGCCAACGUGUCUGAACCACAGUUGGCUAAGCUGUUAACUGUUUUACAAGAUCGUAUGAAUGGUUUAAGCUUGAAAUCAAGUCUUGAAAAAAGGGGUAGCAUGGACAGAUUAGAUCCCGAUGAAGACUUAAACCAAGUUGAUCAAGAAACUCUAACCCUAAAGAAAAAGAUAAUGGAAAAGACGUUUGAGGAAAACUCAAGAAAACCUGGAGACCCUGACUACAAUUAUGAUGUUGAGGUUGAUUUCGAUGAGCAAAUAGAGCCCUCCCCAUGGGAUUCUGACUCAAUGAGUGAUUUCUAG